This is a messenger RNA of Lycium ferocissimum, 1283 nucleotides long. RefSeq lists its product as uncharacterized. Lineage: Eukaryota; Viridiplantae; Streptophyta; Magnoliopsida; Solanales; Solanaceae. The transcript has a single exon. Bases 549 to 1001 code for a protein of 150 amino acids. The record is from RefSeq and is a predicted model, not a curated record.
UCCUACAUCCUCUCUCUCACUAUUUUUCUCCCUGGCCUCAAAGUCUCUCUUAUCUCUCUCUCUCUUUCUAAUUUCUAUUCUAAUAAAUUCUUCCCUUUUUCACGGCGGAGCCACCGUCCGUACACCGGAAACCACCGUGUUCGCCGGAAUCCGACGAUCUUAAUAGAUCCUUCUAGAACUUCCUUUCAAACUCAUUCCCAUACCCUUCAAUUUUUUCCAGUAAUCUCUCUUCAAUUUUUUUACUGUGUUCAAAUUGAAAAAGAAAAGGAUUUUUUUUUUAUUUAUUUACUUACUUUUACUUUCUCGGGGUACUUUCUUAUUUUAUAUAUUUUCUUGUAACUCUCGAAAACUUUUUAUUUUCUUAUCUACCCAAAACAACGAGCAAUGUACCUGUUUUAGUGAAAUUACUUUCUUGACCUCUGUUUUUAAUUGUUUCUUCCAAACCCCAUAAUUCCUUAACCGUAAAUUCACCUUUUCCCCUUUUUUAUUUUUAGUGUGGUGACGUGGCAUGCUAUAGAUUAGAUUGGGAAAAAAAACGGAGGGCUAAGAUGAAUAAUUAUCACUCACGUCGAAUCUUAACACUUGAGGAGUCAUCACGCAAACGAAAAGACCGAGACACGUUUUAUUCUUCUUCCUCUUCAUCAAGACCGUCAAAUUCACUAACGGCUGUUAGUAAUGCUAGUGUUACGACGUCGUUUAGCAAAGCCGAGCCGAAUAAUCAAAAAAUGCCUAAUCCAGUUUUAGCUGGUUAUAUGGCUUAUGAGUUUUUAACAAAAGGGACUUUAUUGGGUCAAAAGUUUGACCCGGCUCGAGCUAAAGCUGUUCCUGUGAACGCUUUAGCCGAGCCGGUCAAGAAGCGAAAAACCGAGCCGGGUAGGAACGGGAAGGUGAAGCAGCCGAGCCAGAGUUAUGAUGAGUUGGCGAGUUUGUUGAGGAGUGAUGGGACCCACAUUCCUGGGAUUGUUAAUCCUAGUCAGCUGGCACAGUGGAUUCAGAUGUGACGUGGAGGAUUUUCAUUGGACGAGGUUUGAAAUCCAUGUAAGAAUACUUGUAAAACCGACACCUUGGGUUUUUUGGCUUAAAAAGGAAAGAAGUACCGAACCGAACCAUUUUCUGCAUUGUAUGAAUCACUUUCGCAGAAAUAUAUGUCUGUUGUUGUUUUGAUUAAUUACUUUGUUAUGUUAAUUUGUUUUUUUUUUCUCUCUCUCUCGAGAUGUUUUGACAUUUUACUGUUGUUAUUUAGAUGACUCAUGAAUGUUAUGUGCUGGCCGGACCAGCUUUUU